UCGCUGUUGUAAAAACGUGUUGUUGACAGCGCGAAAUGGAAGUGGAGGAAGUUGAGGACGUUCCACAGGAGACGCCGCCCGUGCCAACGAAUCCGAAUGCCAACAUAAUUACAGAACGCAAUGCACAUAUCAUAUCCGGCGGCCAAGUCUUCUACAACCCAGUGCAGGAGUUCAAUCGCGACCUGAGCAUAGCCGUGCUCAACGUUUACUUCCAGCGUUUGGUCAAGGAGCGCGCCGAAAAGGCGCGCAAGCAGCUGCAGCGCCAACAGAAGCAACAGCAGCCGGAGGAGACACCGCCGCCAACGCCCAGCUACACGGCGGGCACGCAAUAUGCGGACGGCCUUCGGAUUCUGGAGGCGCUCGCGGCCACAGGACUCCGGAGCAUACGCUAUGCCCAGGAGAUCGCGGGCGUGCGCCAGAUCAUAGCCAACGAUCUGUCCAAGCAGGCAGUCAAGUCCAUCAAGACAAAUGUGCGGCACAAUGCCGUGGAGCAUCUCAUCGAGACAAGUCAUGCGGACGCCAUGACACUCAUGUAUCUGUCGACGGCGCCGCAGCAGCGCUUCGAUGCCGUCGACCUGGAUCCCUACGGCUGCCCGAAUCGCUUUCUGGACGGCGCGCUGCAGUGCAUCGUGGACGGCGGCCUGCUCCUGGUCACCGCCACCGACAUGGCCGUCCUGGCGGGUAAUGCGCCCGAGGCGUGCUACGUCAAAUACGGCUCGGUGCCGUUGCGCAUGAAAUGCUGCCACGAAAUGGCGCUGCGCAUCCUGCUGCACUGCAUCGAAACGCACGCAAAUCGUCACGGCAAAUAUAUCGAGCCGCUGCUCAGCAUCUCGGCGGACUUUUACGUGCGCAUCUUCGUGCGCGUCCACUCGGGCCAGGCCCAGUGCAAGUACAGCAUGAGCAAACAGUCCUGGAUCUAUCAGUGCACCGGCUGUGAGACGUUCACCCUGCAGCCGCUGGGCACGGUGCGCACCAAGUCCGCGGAUCAGCCGCAGCUGGUCAAGUUCGGCAUACCGACGGGCCCGGCCGUGAAUGCGCAGUGCGAGCACUGCAGCCAUCGGCAUCAUUUGGGCGGUCCGAUCUGGUCGGCGCCCAUACACAAUCUGGAGUUUGUGCGUCAUUUGCUGGAGGCGACGCCCCAGCUGGAGCUGGGCACGCAGCGUCGGCUGGUGGGCGUGCUCUCCAUGGUGCUGGAGGAGCUGCCGGAUGUGCCGCUCUACUAUACGCCCGACAAGCUCUGCUGCGUGCUCAAGCUGGAGAUUGUGCCCAUGCUCAAGAUGCGCUCCGCCCUGCUCCAUGCCGGCUAUCGUGUCUCCUACUCGCAUGCCAGCAAGAAUUCCCUCAAAACGGACGCACCCGCCGCCGUGCUCUGGGACAUUCUGCGCUGCUGGAGCAAACGGCAUCCGGUGCGCGAGAAUCGCCUCAUACCGGGCACGGCGCUGCAGGCGAUUCUCUCGCAGCCCUGCCGCCAGGAUUACGAGUUCGAUCAACUGCAUCCGGCGGCCAAUCCCAGCAGCCGCAAGCAGGCUUUGUCACGCUUCCAGGAGAACCCCGCGCCGCACUGGGGACCGGGCACGCGCGCCACCAUCAUGAUUGGCGACAACAAACUGCCCAAGAGCUAUCGUAACCAGAACAAAAAGCAACGUCAGAAAGCGGCACAGCAGGAGCAGGCGCAUGAGGAGCAGGAGACGGAGGAGGAGCCGGAGCAGCCUGACCAGGCGGAGGCUGACGAGCAGCUGCUCCCGGCCAAGCAGCCCAAGCUGUCGCCGCUAGCGUGAUCCGCUUUCGUCCUGUUGCUC
This is a messenger RNA of Drosophila novamexicana, 1799 nucleotides long. RefSeq names its product probable tRNA (guanine(26)-N(2))-dimethyltransferase (gene Trm1). Bases 36 to 1778 code for a protein of 580 amino acids. The record is from RefSeq and is a predicted model, not a curated record. Gene Ontology annotation, biological process: tRNA N2-guanine methylation. Lineage: Eukaryota; Metazoa; Arthropoda; Insecta; Diptera; Drosophilidae. The transcript has 3 exons. Gene Ontology annotation, molecular function: RNA binding. Gene Ontology annotation, cellular component: nucleus.